Cuscuta epithymum is the source of this 2111-nucleotide messenger RNA. NCBI's taxonomy places the organism in Eukaryota, Viridiplantae, Streptophyta, Magnoliopsida, Solanales, Convolvulaceae. The record is from the annotation of a GenBank genome assembly.
CCUUUUUACCUCCGCGCAGAUGCUCGGAUGCUUUCUUGUUUCGUCCUCGACAAUAAACUCAGAAACCAGUCCGCAUCUCAAAGCCGAAAACUUGGUGCUGCUUGGAAACGCAUUAUUUCUAGAAAAGGAGUACAGGAGAGCUAUCCAUACCUAUAAGCAAGCGUUGCAAUUUCAUAAAACAAUCCCUAAACAAAGCGCAGUGACAACAAGAAACUCAACUUCUGCGCCAAAUAGAUCUUCUUCCCCAAGUCCUUUCAACAUUUCAAACAUUAAUGAGAAUGAGGUGAAGUUCAAAAUUGCGUCAUCCCAUUGUGCAUUGAAUGAGAAUAAAGCAGCACUUCUUGAGAUGGAGGGAAUCCCAAGCAAAGCUAGAAAUUUGCAGAUGCAUUUGAUGAUGGGAAAACUUUAUCGAACUUCUAAACAUACACGUGCAUCAAUUACUUGUUAUAAAGAGUGUUUAAGGCACUGUCCUUAUAUAGUUGAGGCUAUCACUGCAUUGGCAGAACUAGGUGUCACUGCAAGGGAUAUUAUUUCACUUUUUCCUCAGACAUCAAAUAGAAGUGGCAGACCUCCUUUGGAUCAUUUUGAUUCAAACCGUUGGUUGAUGCGUUAUGUCGAAGCCCAAUGCUUAAUUGCUUCAAAUGAUUACAAAGGUGGCCUGGAAAUAUUUACAGAAUUGCUACAGCGGUUUCCCAACAAUGUUCACUUAUUGCUUGAAAUGGCUAAGGUUGGGGCAAUUACUGGUCAAAAUGAUGAAGCUAUAACUUAUUUUGAGAAGGCUCGAUCUAUUGAUCCGUAUGUGAUGACUUAUAUGGAUGAGUAUGCCAUGCUUUUGAAAGUGAAGUCUGAUAAUUCAAAGUUGAACAAGUUAGUGCAUGAUUUACUAAAUAUUGAUCCAACCAGACCUGAGGUAUUUGUGGCCUUGUCAGUCUUGUGGCAACAGAAGGAUGAGAGGGGGGCUUUAUCUUAUGCAGAGAAGAGCAUCCGAAUUGAUGAGAGGCAUAUUCCAGGAUACAUAGUGAAGGGGAAUAUGUUCCUGUCAAUGAAUCGUCCUGAAGCUGCUGUGGUUGCCUUCAGAGGAGCACAAGAAUUGAGACCCGAUCUUCGUUCAUAUCAAGGCCUAGUUAGAUCCUAUUUGGCACUUUCAAAGGCCAAAGAAGCUUUGCAUGCUGCACGGGAGGCAAUGAAGGCCAUGCCUCAGUCCGCAAAGGCUCUAAAAUUAGUUGGGGAUGUGCAUGCUAGUAAUACCAGCGGCAGGGAGAAGGCAAAGAAGUUUUAUGAAUCGUCCCUCAGGCUGGAACCAGGUUACCUUGGUGCUGCAUUAGCUUUGGCUGAGCUACAUGUCAUUGAAGGUCGAAAUGCAGAUGCUGUCUCUCUCCUUGAGCGGUAUCUCAAGGACUGGGCUGAUGAUUCUUUGCAUGUUAAGCUGGCCCAGGUGUUUUCUGCCACAAACAUGCUGCAAGAUGCUCUUUCACAUUAUCUGUCAGCGCUGAGGAUUAAUCCGCAAAAUGAAGCAGCAAAUAAAGGAUUAGAGCGUGUUGAGAAACAAAUGAAGGGACUGGAUCCCGAUGCCCUCGAAGAAGAUGAGGAGAAUGAGGUUGACGAUCCUGAUGUUGACCAGGAGGAGGCCGACCUGUUAUGAAGGUUGUUGGUUAAAUGAGCGAUUCUUCUCCUGCAGUUUGAGUGGUAAAAUCCUGGUAUUGGCAUGAGAUAUGCUGACUGCUUAAUCCGUAAUCUUAGUACUGGGACGAGAUAUGAACAUUUGCUGGAAAUGAUUGAUUAAUUUGCUAAAGGGCAGUGUAGUGGUGUCUUCUCGGCUGGUGCUGUGUUGACCCACCUUGGAAUUGAUUGGUAAGGAUCCAGAUCAGUGACAGUUGGAUGAUGGCAUGGUAUCAGAUUGUGCACAACAGCAUGACCUUUACUGGAAAAUCUUUCUGUAUGUUGUUAUACCCAUUUUUUACUUUUUUUUUUUAAUUUCCAGGCACAUGUUAAGAAUAUAUUCAUCCACAGGAUUUGAAAUAAGGAAGUUGUAUGCAAUGCAAGUAUGGGAACAUUUAAUUGGAUUUUUUUAUUCAAUAUAAAUGUCUAUGCAAUAGUAUAUAUUUCUUUCA